AUGUUCCUCAACUCGACGCUGCACGGAGCGUGUAUAGCUCCAUUCUACGAUGCUUCUCUAUUUACUUCUGGGGGCGGUNNUGUACACAUUGGUGGUCGUCUGUGUUCUCAAAUAAGUAACGACCCGGAUUCCGCAUUAUGUUGUCUGCCUUGUCCAGCAUCGUAUUGGGCCUACUCGGACAACUUUGUCACUCUAGGGACCGUCUCAGGCUGGCUCAAUGUCGUCGGUCUGGUGCUACAAUGCUUCAUGCUCAUCUCGAAUGCGUUUCUUCCUGCGGCAAGGACCAAGAGUCAUUACCUUACACAGUGUUUGAUCAUCGCUGUCAUAUGGAUUAACGUCAGUGUAUUGAAGAGGCUGGAUAUGGACUCGCUGACAAAGAACAGNCUCGCUUUUGUUAUACCUCUAGGAGCGGAGCCUGAUCAGUGUUAUGAUGGUAUAACCCCAAACGACAUGUACACUUCCAUGACAUGUGCAUGGUCUGGAGCAUUCCUGCUAGCCGGCGCUCUUGCAGGCUCCAUGUGGAUUUUUAUCCGCGCAUUAUCCAUGCACCUCACUGUCGUCUGGGACAUCAUCCCUGGUCCAAGAUUCUUCUACACCUCACAAGCAUUAGGUUGGGGUAUUCCGGCUGCCCUUUUCACAUCCGCCAUCACCACAUCGGGAGUCUCGUUUCGCUUCGGCAAUGCUUGUCACAUCAAUCAUGAUGACUCGAUGGUAACAUUCUGGGGAUGGCUUCUCGGGAUUGCAGGAGCAGCAUUAAUCGUUCAAAUCAGCACUCUUUGGGAAGACAGCGCAAGACCCUGCUCGCAGGGAUCUGCAAAGAGUCUGCCCAUGUCUGUGAUGAGUGCCAAAUCACAGCGAGCGCGUGUAAUCUAUCGUCGACUCAAGAGUGUGCUCUACCUGCAAUGGCGCGGUAUGCUAAUCGUCACCAUUGUCCUCGUCGACGUCAUCUUUUUCGCCGUCGUCUUUGUCUAUCUCGACAAGAUUGAAGAAUCAAUGCUACACGACUACACGCGGACCACCACCAACAACAACAACAACAACAACAACAACAACAACAACAACAACAACAACAACAACAACAACAACAACAACAACAACAACAACAACAACAACAACAACAACAANCAACAACAACGAAGAAACACGCCACCGAUGCUGGCGAGAAAUUUCUCGAGUCCGAGGGUGCGCACGCAUGAUGGGAGGAUGGGUGGCGGCUGGGAUCCGGCGAGCAGUUUUGCGGGCAGUGAUCCUUCGAUUGUGUUUGCGAGUAGUGGGGCUAGACAUAUGACUACGCCUUCACUGCCGCCGCCGACCAAGUAUGAGGAUAGACCUUUGUCACCGCCUGGGCAGGCUUUGUAA
Molecule: messenger RNA, 1359 nt
Organism: Aureobasidium uvarum
Lineage: Eukaryota; Fungi; Ascomycota; Dothideomycetes; Dothideales; Saccotheciaceae
Source: the annotation of a GenBank genome assembly